Momordica charantia (bitter melon) is the source of this 7021-nucleotide messenger RNA. RefSeq names its product HEAT repeat-containing protein (gene SWEETIE). NCBI's taxonomy places the organism in Eukaryota, Viridiplantae, Streptophyta, Magnoliopsida, Cucurbitales, Cucurbitaceae. Gene Ontology annotation, biological process: carbohydrate metabolic process. The record is from RefSeq and is a predicted model, not a curated record.
AAAAGAUCUGGAGCUAGAAUGAAUAGCCGGUAGUGUUAAAAAAAAAGGAUUGAAAAAAAGGAAAAAAAAGGAGAAAAAUUAGAAAGAAACUGAUUUGAUCUACCCUGGAAUUCGAUUCACCCGCUGUAAUCGAAGUAGAAAAGCUCCUGCAUCACUGGAACUGCUCACUUCUUCCUGAUUCUCUGCCCACACUUCAACAAUGGUGAAGACAUACGUGAGAGAGAACGUGCCUCUCUCUCGUUUCGGUGUCUUGGUUGCACAACUUGAAUCCAUAGUCGUCUCUGCUGCUCAACAGCCUCCGGAGCCACUUCUCUGCUUCGAUCUUCUAUCCGAUCUCAUCUCUGCCAUCGACGAAGAGCCCAAGGAAUCUAUACUGCUGUGGCAAAGAAAAUGCGAGGAGGCACUGUAUUCUUUGCUCAGUCUUGGUGCCAGGCGACCGGUGCGUCAUCUUGCAUCAGUAGUAAUGGCAAGAAUUAUAUCCAAGGGAGAUACGAUUUCAGUAUAUUCACGAGUUAGCAGUCUUCAAGGGUUUUUGUCUGAUGGGAAAAGGAACGAGCCUCAUAAGAUUGCUGGCAUUGCCCAAUGCUUGGGAGAAUUAUAUCAGCACUUCGGGAGAAGAAUCACUUCUGGUUUGCUUGAAACGACUAUUAUUGCUGCAAAGCUCAUCAGAUUUAACGAGGAUUUCGUGAGACAAGAAGCUCUGCGUUUGCUUCAGAAUGCUUUAGAAGGUUCUGGGGGUACUGCAGCUGCUUCAGCAUACACUGAAGCAUUUCGUCUGAUUACUCGUGUGGGAAUUGGUGAUAAAUCAUUCAUUGUUAGAAUAGCUGCUGCAAGGUGCCUAAAAGCAUUUGCUAACAUUGGAGGACCAGGGUUAGGGGUUGGAGAACUUGAUAAUUCAGCCUCUUAUUGUGUUAAGGCCAUGGAGGAUCCAGUUUCAUCAGUUCGGGAUGCAUUUGCUGAAGCUUUGGGUUUGUUACUGGCUCUUGGAAUGAAUCCUGAAGCUCAGGUUCAACCAAGGGGAAAAGGUCCCUUUCCUCCAGCAAAGAAACUUGAAGGUGGUUUACAUCGGCAUCUAUCUUUGCCAUUCAGUAAAGCAAAUGGACCACGGUUGAAGGAAAUUCGUGUUGGUCUUACUUUAUCUUGGGUGUUCUUUUUGCAGGCCAUUCGUCUCAGAUAUCUGCAUCCGGAUACUGGACUUCAGGACUUUGCUCCGCAGGUUAUGGACAUUCUUCAUGCUGAUACUUCUGUGGAUGCCCAUUCACUGGCUUGUGUGCUAUAUAUUCUUAGGGUUGGCAUUACUGAUCAAAUGACAGAACCCACCCAAAGGAACUUCUUGGUUUUUCUUGGAAAGCAGCUGCAAUCUCAAGAUGCUAGCCCUUCGAUGAAGAUUGCUUGUUUGCGUACUUUGUCAUAUACCAUGAAAACUCUAGGAGAGGUCCCCUCAGAGUUUAAGGAAGUACUUGACAGCACAGUUGUUGCUGCGGUUUCUCAUUCUUCACAGCUUGUACGUAUUGAGGCUGCUCUAUCAUUGCGCACAUUGACAGAGAUUGAUCCUAACUGUGUUGGUGGGUUAUUUUCGUAUGGGGUGACCAUGCUAACAGCUCUAAGAGAGAAUGUUUCGUUUGACAAGAAUAACGAUCUGCAGUUGGAGCUUGAUUCUCUGCAUGGUCAGGCUGCUGUAUUGGCAGCAUUAGUGUCUGUAUCUCCCAAAUUACAUCUUGGUUAUCCAUCUAGAUUUCCCAGAUCAGUGCUUGAAGUAUCAAAGAAAAUGCUGACAGACCCUUCCCGUAAUCCCGUUGCUUCCACUGUUGAGAACGAAGCUGGAUGGUUACUUUUAUCAUCACUAUUAGCUUGUUUGCCUAAGGAGGAACUUGAAGACCAGGUUUUUGAUAUUCUUUCCUUGUGGGCUGCAUUUUUUACUGGAAACAUGGAAAAUGAAAUUAAGCAAACUACGGAUUUGACUUCUAGGAUAUGUGUUCUUAAUCUUUGCAGUGUUUGGUCUACCGCCAUUGAUGCACUUACAGCAUUUAUUAGAUGCUUUAUUUCUCCAGAUGUCACAAGUACUGGGGUUUUUCUUCAACCAGUGAUUUUAUACUUGAGCAGAGCCCUAUCCUAUAUCUCAUUAUUAGCCGCCAAGGAUCUGGCCAGUUUGAGACCUGCAUUAAACAUCUUGAUCAUAAGAACGUUAAUUGCUUAUCAGUCUCUUCCUGAUCCCAUGCUGUAUAAGAAUGACCACUCUCAGAUUAUUCAGUUAUGCACAACUCCCUUCAGGGAUGCUUAUGGAUGUGAAGAAAGCUCGUGCUUGAGGUUACUACUUGAUAGACGAGAUGCAUGGUUGGGUCCUUGGAUUCCUGGAAGGGAUUCAUUCGAGGAUGAGCUUCGUGCUUUUCAAGGGGGAAAGGAUGGGCUUAUUCCAACGAUAUGGGAAGAUGAAAUUUCAAAUUUUCCUCAGCCAGAGACAAUAAACAAAAAAUUGGUGAACGAGUUGCUCCUGUGCUUUGGGGUUAUCUUUGCUUGUCAGGACAGUGGUGGAAUGCUGUCUCUUCUUGGAGUUAUGGAGCAGUGUCUGAAAGCUGGAAAGAAACAGCCAUGGCAUUCUGCUAGUGUCACUAAUAUAUGUGUGGGGCUGCUUGCAGGUUUCAAGGCGCUUUUGUCUUUGCGUGUGCAACCUGUAAGCCUGGAGGUUUUAAGUUCUGCCCAGGGUAUUCUUCAGAGUAUUCUUGCUGCUGGAGAUAUUUGUGCAUCACAACGUAGAGCUUCUGCUGAAGGUCUUGGGUUAUUAGCCCGUCUUGGGAAUGACAUUUUCACUGCAAGAAUGAUCAGAUCGCUACUUGGCGACCUAACUGGGAUGACAGACUCUACCUAUGCUGGGUCAAUUGCUUUGGCACUCGGCUGCAUACAUAGAAGUGCAGGAGGGAUGGCCCUGUCGACAUUAGUUACGGCAACAGUGAAUUCAAUAUCUAUGCUAGCUCGGAGUUCAAUUACCAGUUUGCAGACAUGGUCUUUGCAUGGACUUCUUUUGACUAUUGAAGCUGCUGGCUUGUCCUAUGUGUCCCAAGUUCAGGCGACUCUUGGCCUUGCACUGGAUAUUCUUCUAUCUGAGGAGAAUGGAUUAGUUGACCUUCAACAAGGAGUCGGUCGCUUAAUAAAUGCUAUUGUUGCUGUUCUUGGUCCUGAACUGGCCCCAGGAAGCAUUUUCUUUUCACGUUGCAAGUCUGUUGUUGCAGAGAUAAGCUCCUGGCAAGAAGCAUCAAUCAUGCUCGAGAGUGUUGGCUUUACUCAACAACUUGUUUUGUUUGCGCCACAAGCUGUUUCUGUGCGCUCCCACUUGCUAGUUCUUCUCCCAACUUUAUCCUCUAAACAGCCAACAUUACGACAUCUUGCUGUAUCUACUCUCCGGCAUCUUAUUGAAAAGGAUCCAGUUCCCAUCAUUGAUGAACAAAUAGAAGAGAGCUUAUUUCAUAUGCUAGAUGAAGAAACUGAUUCAGACAUUGCAAAUAUGGUGCGGACCACAAUUAUGCGCUUACUCUAUGCAUCAUGCCCCUCAUGCCCAUCUCACUGGAUAACAAUAUGUCGAAAUCUUGUUCUUGCUACAUCAACAAGGAGAAAUAUUGAAUAUAAUACUAACUCCGAAAAGGAUCCUUCAAAUGCUCCCGAUGGUGACCAAAAGUUGAGCACUGGAGAAGAUGACGAUAAUAUGGUUUCUAGCCACAAGAGAGUUACAAUACCAGGACAUGCUCUAGAGCCUUCCAACAUUAUAACUCAAAGGGAUAAACAUCUUAGAUAUCGAACCAGAGUUUUUGCUGCCGAGUGUCUCAGUCGUCUACCUGGUGUGGUUGGAAAGAAUGCAGCUCAUUUUGAUCUUCAUUUAGCAAGGGACCAAUUGGCUAAUGGGCAUGGCUCUGGUGAUUGGCUAGUCCUUCAUGUGCAAGAGCUUAUUUCACUUGCUUAUCAGAUCAGCACAAUUCAAUUUGAAAGUAUGAAGCCAAUUGGUGUUGGACUCCUAAGUUUGAUCAUUGAUAAGUUUGAACGUGUAGCUGAUCCCGAGCUUCCGGAUCACCUUCUAUUGGAGCAAUAUCAGGCCCAACUAGUAUCUGCAGUUCGCUCUGCCUUAGAUACAUCCUCUGGCCCUGUUCUUUUGGAGGCAGGACUGCUGCUGGCCACUAAGAUCCUCACAAGUGGAAUAAUCGAUCGUGAUCAAGUUGCUGUUAAGCGCAUUUUUUCAUUAAUUUCACGGCUAUUGGGUGACUUCAAGGAACUUUAUUAUCCUUCAUUUGCUGAAUGGGUCUCAUGCAAGAUUAAGGUUAGGCUUCUGGCUGCACAUGCCUCUCUCAAAUGUUACACAUAUGCACUUUUGAGGAGACACCAGAGCGAAGUUCCACGUGAGUAUCUAGCCCUGUUACCAUGGUUUUCGAAGAAUUCGACUAUAUUGGGAAAGCACUGGAUUGGGGUUCUGAUGGAUUACAGCCAUACAUGCUUAUUCUUGCAUCCCAAGAAAAAUUGGAAUCCUUUUCUCGAUGGAAUUCAAUCACCUCUGGUUGUAUCAAAGUUACAGCCUUCAUUAGAAGAAUCUUGGCCAGUUAUUUUGCAGGCCAUUGCAUUGGACGCAAUUCCUGUGAAACUUGAUGGGAUUACAAAUUUGUCCAGAAAUAAUGCAUCAGAAGACAACUUUUUAUCUGGAUAUAGCAUGGUUGAACUGGAUUCUAAUGAAUAUCGAUUUCUGUGGAGCUUUGCUCUGUUUGCUUCGUUUCAUGGACGUCAUCCCCUUGGGGAUCAAAGGAUACCACCACCUUCUGCUACGGAAAGUGGAGUUGAAGACUCUCCAAAAGAAACUACGGAUCCUACAGAACUAAAACUCUAUGAAAUCGUACUGCCCGUGUUUCAAUCUUUAUCGACUGAAAAAUUCUGCAGUGCAGGAUUUAUUACAGUCGACAUCUGCAUAGAACUUCUGCAGGUUUUCUCAUAUUACACGUUCUUGGAUAUCUCUUGGAAUUCUCUUGCAGUGUCUGUGCUGUCCCAGAUUGUUCAGAACUGCCCUGAAAGUUUUCUUCAAACAGAAGGCUUUGCUUAUCUCGCAUUGGAAUUAUGUCUGGCUUUCCUUUUUCGAAUGUAUCAGAGUAUGAGCUCCAGACAGCUAGAUCAUCCAAAUUGGGAGGAUUUGAUAUCAUCAUUAUUUAUCACACUAAAGGUACUCAUGGAGCGUUCUGAAUUUAAGAAACAAAUAGUAUCUUUGCUGCUGGCCUUUUUCUCAAUCGGACACAAAUGCUUCAGGGAAGCAUCGACUGAAUUCUGCUUGUCUAAAGUAAAUGAUUUUAUAAGGUCCUUUGGCCAUAUAUUAGAGAAACUUAUCCGAGAUAGUACCAAGCUUGGUGAGGAUGGUCGUCAGUCUAAAAUACUUCUUGGAACGUGUAUGAAUUUGGUUGUGGAUUUGUGCAGAAAUUGUGUCGAGGGCAUUCAUUUGGUCAAGAACAAAAGCUCCAAUCUCCAGAGACUACUGCAAGUGAAACUUGCUUUCUCUCUAGAGCAAAUUAUUUCACUGGGAAAGCUGGUUUAUCUAGCUGGGUGUCUCGAAGCGCAUAAAGAGAUCGAGAGUGUAUGUUUUACUGUUUUCAAAUAUGGAACUGAGUGCAUCAGAAACGUACUUCAUGAUUCAAACUCACAGGUUCAGGCAAUUGGGUUGCAAGUACUAAAAAGCAUGACACAGAAAUACAAAAAUAAAGAAGAAAAAGCCUUCCUGCUGUUCUUUGUUGGGGAACUCAUUGGAGAUGUUUUGAUGAUAAUCCAUAACAUGUUGAAGAAACCAAUAACCAAAGAAUCAACAGUGAUUGCUAUUGAGUGCUUGAGAUUCUUAGUGCUUGUACAAACAUCGCCAAAUGUCGGUGAAUGCCAGAAAAUUUUCAUGAAUCUGCUUCUGGAAGCAGUAGUCAUGAUUUUCGCUGAAUCGUCAGGCUCUAAUCCUAAAGAACUUGAUGAAUUGAGAAACACAGCAAUAAAGCUUGUUUCUCAUCUUGCUCAGAUUCCUUCCUCUGCCGUUAUUUUCAAGGAUGUCAUAUUGUCGAUGCCAGUGAUGCAUCGGCAGCAACUUCAGGGGGUUAUUCGCGCUUCUGUCAUGCAAGAUCAACAUUCAACUCAGAAAAAUCUCCCAACACCGUUACUGGAGAUAAAACCACCAGCGAUAGAGGUGAAUAGAGAGAAAAUACCGCCUGGUGUAGUUGAGGCUAGCACUGAAAACAAUUCUGUGAUUGACGGUGAAGGGGAUGAGGAUGAAGACGAAGAAGACUGGGAUACAUUCCAGUCUUUUCCUGCUUCUACACGCGAAGCAAUAACCGAUAAUGUUGCAGAAUCUUGUGAAAGUGAGGGCUCUGAAGUUUUUGAAAGUAGCAGCCCUAGUGUCAGCAUGGAAGACUCCCCUCCCCUUCCUACUGAUGCGUUGAAGGUCGAGAAUAUGGAACAUGGAGAAACUAGCGAAGAGGUGACAAUGUCUAUAUCCCCUACGGAUCAGAGAUCUUCAGACGGAGAUGCAACCAGCGACAGGAGUGAAAUGCAUGGAGUCAGUGACCACAAAAGUGAAAAUGUCGAUAUUGUUCCCAAUCAGGAACAGGACACAGAAAACGAAGCCAUGCCAGGAUAAUAACCAAGACAAGUGACUGAACAGGUAUCAUCUCAACUUCAACUAGCUGAAGAUGUAGAAGUUUCUGCUAGAGUGAGCUCUUUAGAGGAUCAUAAACCAGUAGACGAAAGCCCGGAAAAUAAAACCGAGUAGAUAACUUCAGAUGGUGAAACACUCGAUGAUGAAGCAGAUAAUGACCAUGUUGGGGAAUAUAAAGAAGGUAAGAAAAAAAGACAAUGUGGUUAAAACUUCGAGCGUUGAUGACGAGGAACAGAGAAAUGACAGUUUCUGAGUUCCAAAAUAGCAUUGAUAUAGUUGUUUCAAGUUAAGGAUAGAAUUCGAGAUAUUUGUCAUCACAAUUGUAGGUAAAAUUACCUUUUUUUUUGUUAUUUUUUCAUGAUAGCCUUAUCA